This is a messenger RNA of Schistocerca piceifrons (Central American locust), 1157 nucleotides long. RefSeq names its product protein DPCD. The transcript has 5 exons. Bases 285 to 893 code for a protein of 202 amino acids. NCBI's taxonomy places the organism in Eukaryota, Metazoa, Arthropoda, Insecta, Orthoptera, Acrididae. The record is from RefSeq and is a predicted model, not a curated record.
UAAUCUGUGCUAUCAUAAUACUUAAAUUCCGGCCGAAAGUUUUAGCGGCAAGGAAACUCUGCUUUUUUUUCUAAAAUAGGUUAGCUGAAAGCAAAUACAAUCACUCUUCAACCACUGGAUAAGAAUCACAUGCCAAGAUUCAAAUCUGUAGUAGCUGCUGCUACGGGAGAUAUUUCUUCCCGAAACCACUUCCUAAGCUGAUUAUAAAAAUGAACCUUGUAUGAGAGUAAUGAGAGCAUGGAACUACUCUGCCUGUUACCCUGGCUACGGUAUGUUUACACAAUAUGACACCGGUAAGCUGGCUGGACCGGUUAAAGAAAGCGGAGAAAAUAGGUGUGAUUGCGGAUGGUAAGCGUAAAAUUCAUUACAAACUGGAAGAUGGCCUUGAAAUGGUGGAAGAGUAUAGUCUGGACACAAAUGUUCUCGUAAGAAGGGCUUGGAGAGAUAGAAGGAAACUAUGUGGAAAUCAUCAGUGGGCAGUUGAAGUUGGCGAUCCGGAACCCCAGACAAAUGGUUUAGAUGCUGUUGGGAUCAAGGAAGAUGUUAAUUCACCAUAUGUUACAAUGAGAAUUACAAAAUCAUCUUUGGAAUGGAGGAUCAGAAACCUGCCUUACCCACUGGAUAUGUAUUCAGUAACAGCAGAUCCAGAAAAUAAAUGCAUAACAGUCCGUACGAGUAAUAAGAAAUAUUUCAAAAAAUUACUGGUUCCUGACCUUGAGAGAGCUGGUGUCAGUGUUCAGCAAAUCAGAAUACAAUAUACACAUAAGUACAACACAUUGGUUAUAACGUAUGAGAAACCUCCUGAGCUACUCCAGCUAGAAAAGCUUGUGUUUGAAGAAGUAAAGAAAGUUAAAACAAGAAAAGAGGAUGAUCCACAGUGUAACCCAAGUUGAAUAAUUGGAUGUUGAUAAAUCCAUUAGAUAUUGUUGAUCCAGCAUUUCACAAUUUGAUAAACAGAGGCUGUUUUUUAUAUGUUGUUACUAAAAAGCAUUUUGUUGACCAUGGGAUUACUAGCUAAUUUGCAAACAUGCUCUAUUUUAUGGAUAUUUUUUCCCAUAAUGUAUAUAAUCAUAAAAGAAAGGAGGAGGUUGAUUGUACAAUGCCAAAUUGUACUUUUCAUAUGCUGAAUGUAUACAAAACAAUGAGUGUAAUUAUUA